AUGGCGAAAGACGCGCCGGCCUGGAAUUCUCACCGAACCUACGGAUCGUUGAGGUUGUCCUGGCUAGUUAGAGGCUACAAACUCCUCGGUCGAAGAUGUCUGGCUGGGGCUCCAGGUCAGGAGCAUGAAACCGGCAUCGGCCUCGAAUUUUGUAAAAUUCCAAAAACCGGCUCAACGAUCGUGGGCAACAUUCUAUGCGAUGUGAUUCGAGAAUACCAUGGGAUCACCUACGCGCAGAAUAUCUCCGACAGGCUGGAUGGGGAAUUCCCCUGCUUUGCCCACAACACCUUCAAAAGAUUCAAUAACGGCGUGGCAAAAUGGAAACUGCAGAAAAAGAUAAAAUUCGCCGUCGUCCGAGACCCCAUCGAUCGUUUUGUAUCGAUGCUCUUACGAAAAUGCCAAGGCCGCGACAUUCACGAAUUUGCCGAGAAGGUGCACGACGCACUAAUGCAUCGAAUCUCAUUUGUGAAUCGUGAUCCCGAUAUCAAACUGCAUGUUCUGCCUCAAGCCGAUUUCUGUGAUCUGGGCAGCAACCUGGAGCAGUACGAGGUCAUCUACUGGUCUGAGGAUCGUCUGAAAAUGAAGAAACAAUUUGAGGGACUAUUUGAAAAGGCGGGAGUACCAAAGGAAAUUGUCGCAAAGGUGUUACGGCAUUUGACCGAGUCAAGCACGUCGCAUGCGCAGAGGGACAACGACCGAAAAUCGAG
This is a messenger RNA of Mesorhabditis spiculigera, 707 nucleotides long. The record is from the annotation of a GenBank genome assembly. Lineage: Eukaryota; Metazoa; Nematoda; Chromadorea; Rhabditida; Rhabditidae.